ACAAUAUUUAAUGUUAUAUAUACUUUUAUGAUUAAAUGAAAUGUGCAUUUACUCUUAUAUGUGCAAGUUAUAUAUUAAAAUAUGCACAUAUAAAGCUAAAUAAUACCAGGUUAUUGUGUGUUACUGUAUUACACAAUGAGAGGACAAUCAAGGUACCCGCUGAUAAACAUCACCGACGCGCCUCCCUUACAUGAUGACGUACAAGACAGGCACUGCCCUCCAGCCAACGGGAGAGCCGCCUGCCAACAGGUUACGGAGUCGAUUCCGUAGCGGCAGCCAAUGGGAGCGCGCGGAGGGCGGGGCGUUGCGAAAAGCACGGGUGAUAUGCUCUCGCUCCCCUCCACGUUCGGUUGAGCUCUGAAUGAGGGGCCAUCGUCUCCCCGGCGCCUCGGAUGUGGAAAAUACACUUUAAAGUCUCCGUGGACGCGCUCAGUGAUGAGCCUGCGGGUUUCCCCCACGCACACCGGAGCCUCUGCACCGCGGGUCGCCCUCGCCUGUCCGGGUUUCUUUGGACCUGCCACCCCCUGCUCUCAAUGAUCUGCUAUUUUCCAUCUCACAUUUCCAAAGACUCCCCUCACAUCUGAUUAGACUUUAUUCACAAUUCUGUACAUAUAGCCUUCUUUCUCCAGCUUGAAUUCAGUCAACAACCCAGCACCUGUUUACCCUUCUGACCCCCUUUCUCCUCUUUUCUGAUUAAGUUACACAUCAAAACACACUUUGGUCCACACAUAACGCACACACAUAAAUCAGCCACCAUGUCCUCCAUCCUUCCCUUCACUCCCCCGGUAGUGAAACGUCUCCUGGGAUGGAAGAAGACUCCAGCAAGUACCGGGGGAGCAGGAGGAGGAAUUGGGGGAGUCGGGGAGCAGAAUGGAGGCGGUCAGGAGGAGAAAUGGUGCGAGAAAGCCGUGAAGAGCCUAGUGAAGAAGCUGAAGAAGACAGGGCAGCUGGAUGAGCUCGAAAAGGCCAUCAGCACGCAGAACAGCAACACAAAGUGUGUCACUAUACCCAGCAAUUGCUCAGAUCUAUGGGGGCUAGGCUCAGGCCACACGAUAGAGCAGUGGGACUCUGCAGGCAUGUAUGGAUACCCUGACCACAGCAGGUCUCUGGACGGGCGUCUUCAGGUGUCCCAUCGCAAAGGCCUGCCGCACGUCAUCUACUGCCGCCUCUGGAGAUGGCCCGACCUUCACAGCCACCAUGAGCUGAGGGCCAUUGAUACCUGUCAGUACGCCUUCAACCUCAAGAAGGAUGAAGUGUGCGUCAAUCCCUACCAUUACCAGAGAGUGGAGACGCCAGUGCUGCCUCCAGUGCUGGUUCCACGACAUACAGAGAUUCUGACAGAGCUUCCACCUCUUGAUGAUUUUACAAACUCCAUUCCUGAGAACACCAACUUCCCUGCUGGCAUAGACCCUCCGAAUAACUAUAUACCAGAAACUCCUCCCCCCGGCUACAUCAGUGAAGAUGGAGAGACCAGCGACCAGCAGAUGAAUCAGAGUAUGGAAUCAGGCUCACCAGCAGAAAUGUCACCAAGCAGCCUGUCACCUGUCAGUCAUGGCCUUGACCUUCAGCCAGUCACCUACAGUGAACCAGCGUUCUGGUGCUCCAUAGCCUACUAUGAACUAAACCAGCGGGUGGGAGAGACGUUCCACGCCUCACAGCCAUCUCUGACAGUCGACGGCUUCACCGACCCCUCCAACUCUGAACGUUUCUGUCUAGGGCUCCUCAGCAACGUGAACAGGAACGCAACUGUCGAAAUGACAAGGAGACAUAUAGGUCGCGGUGUGAGGUUGUAUUACAUCGGAGGGGAGGUGUUCGCCGAGUGCCUCAGCGACAGUGCCAUUUUUGUCCAGAGUCCCAAUUGUAACCAGCGGUACGGCUGGCAUCCUGCCACAGUCUGCAAGAUACCACCAGGCUGUAACCUGAAGAUUUUUAACAACCAAGAGUUUGCUGCACUGCUGGCCCAGUCAGUCAAUCAGGGAUUCGAGGCGGUCUACCAGCUAACCAGGAUGUGCACGAUCAGAAUGAGCUUCGUCAAGGGCUGGGGAGCUGAGUACAGGCGUCAGACAGUAACCAGCACCCCCUGUUGGAUUGAGCUGCAUCUCAACGGCCCCCUCCAGUGGUUGGAUAAGGUGCUGACCCAGAUGGGCUCCCCCUCAGUGCGCUGCUCCAGCAUGUCAUAAACAGGCUCCUGCUGCUGUGGACGCAAACUCAGACUGACAUUUCAUGAUGUUUGAACAGUACGUUCUGAAGAAGACAACAACGCCGUCUUAAACUGAUGAACUGACAGCAUUUUGAAAACAUCAACAACAACAACAACAACACAAACGGAGAAAAACGAUUACACAUUGGACCUGGAGGAGAGAAUGACACGACUAAUGGACAAGAGGGGAAUGUUAACAGUGAUGUCACACUGGACCUGGUUACCUUUCGGCUCUGUUGGAUCAACAUCAGGCUGACAUUCCAGUAAUCACGGACCUAAUCAUGAGAAUUGAAAUCACGCUGCAAUAUCAAAAAUGCUAAAUGAAGAGCCAGAUCGUAAAGGACCAGACUGCAUUUGUGUUUUUGGUAUUUGAUCAAGGCUGCAGCCCAGAAAACACACAGCUGGACCGGGCUUCCGUGUCCUCGUCAUCGACCCGACCGUGGUUGUUCCUGGGAUUGAACGUGUAAACAGGACUGUCCAACCACAAGUCCACCUGGCCUCUUCCCUACCAACCACAGCACAAGCUUUGACUCAUCAUCGAUACGUUUCCGUUUACACGAGGGUUGACUGACAGUACUGCCACUCCGGGCUCUUCUGCGUUAGAAAUCGACCUCAGGCCCGGACAUGAAUUUCUCAGCAUGUCUUGGUUUUGAUGACCAAACUUCCAGCUCAUUUUUAAAGUCCAACCCCUUUAUCGCCCCAAUCAGCCCUGCGUCGUCGAGACCAUACCCCCCCGACCACAGGGUCCUCAACCCUGAGAGCGGUGACCACUGGAAGAACUAAAUUAAUUAAUAUGACAUACCCUGUCUUUACAUGUUCACACGCACACACACACACAUACUGUGACAGAAACACACUUUUAAAGUUCAUACAUCACUUAAGUAGAUAUUUGAACACGUUGUUUUACUUACAGAAUUCCUCUGUGCUGAAUGUGGGUUGGUCCGAUUUGAGGAGUGUGCAGUGGAGCAGAUGUUUCUUCUAUGAGGAGUUUUGUCUUUUUUUUUAAGUUUGGUCACUAGCGAACCAACACAGAUAACUGGAAUGAGUAAGCUGAGGAAUCCUCAGAGUAAGAACAUGCGACGCGUCACCUCUGUAGAACUUCAAACCGCUUAAAUCUUUGAACGUUUAGUCAUUCGAAAAAAAAGACAAAUCCAGAAGGAUUUACUUACAGUUCCUCUAGUUCGUCAGGCCCAACAAGAUGCACUAUCUCUGUUUCUCUCCCGCAUGCUCUUGCUGUCUCUCGCUUACAUUCUUGCCAUUUUUACUUUUCUAUCAUCAUGUAUAUUAAGGGGAGUCCGAUGUCCGCCACGUGCAGGACCAGGACUCGAGGUAAACCCAAGAGUCUACGCUUCAGUGUCGCCCCCUGCUGUCGAACAGACUAAAAAGAGAAACGCUCAUCUCGUGACGUUUCACAAAUGUAUAAAACGUGCAAGUCUCUUGAUUAUUUGCUUGGACUGAUGCACGGUUGUCUUUCAUUAUCGACAUUUUAUCAAUAGAGUCCCGCAGUGUGGGACUUUAAAAGAAAAACGCCCCUAUACUGUACUUGCACUGCCCCCAAUCAUGCACCCGUAAUACAGAUGCCUUUUAUGUAAAGUUCAGCAAGAUAUGCUUUGAAAUGUACAGAUAGGAAUGUUGCAAAUCCCACCUGAAAUUAAGAAAAUCCGAAGAAAUUUGUUCAUAAAUUUAGGAUAUUCGCUAUAAAUAUUUAGUCCUUAUAUUGUCUGAAUUGGCUAAUAGUCUGGAGCAUCUAUUUGGUUUUAAUGAGAUCCCCUUGCCCUGAUCUAAAAGCCAGCUAAUACCUAUGUCGGCAUUUUUAGAGCCCAAAUCUUUUCAACUCAAAAGUAUUUAAGCUUUAAGUAUUUGACAAGCUAGUUAUACGACACAGUUAUUAUUUUCUUUACACAUUCGUUUAGCUACAUUUUUGUAUUUUCAUGUAUUUUUUUAUAUAUAAAUAUAUUUAAAAUCUUCAAAGCUUUCUUCCUUUUUAUUAGAAUUUAAAUAUUUUUUAGAAUAUGCCCUCCGGUUUGAAAUGAUCACAGCUCGACGGUGAAGAAGUGAAUGUGAAGUAUGUAGCAUAGGAUCUAACGUGUAUCUCUGAGAAUAGUUCUUGGAAUCUUUUGGCGGUUGAAACUGUUGGAAAAAGAAAUUUCUUGCCUUACUGUUACUAAUUUUUCAGCUCGAGGGUCGCGACCCAAAAUUGUAAUAUUGCUGUCCCAAAGACUGAAUUCAUGUAUUUAUGGUAUGUCCUGUACACUGCAGAUCCACUGUGUCAAAAAAUACCAACUGCUGUUGAAAGCCUAGCUCCAGUUUUUAAGUAUUUUAUCUGCGUCAAGGUGAGGUUCAAACUUUCCGAUGUAAUUUGCCACUUUGGUUAGUUGCUCAAACACACAUUCCCAGUAUACAAUAGUCAUUUGAAAAGUAAGCUGUUUUUAUAUAGCGAAAAAUUCAGAUUAUUUGAAAGUAUUAGGGUUUAAUCCAUCAGCCGGGUAAGACAUUCAUAAUUUCCAGUAUCGCUGCAGUUAGUAUUAAUAAAGAAAAAAAAUCUCUGA
Platichthys flesus (European flounder) is the source of this 4749-nucleotide messenger RNA. RefSeq names its product SMAD family member 2 (gene smad2). The transcript has 11 exons. The coding region runs from base 756 to 2180 and encodes 474 amino acids. NCBI's taxonomy places the organism in Eukaryota, Metazoa, Chordata, Actinopteri, Pleuronectiformes, Pleuronectidae. Gene Ontology annotation, cellular component: heteromeric SMAD protein complex. Gene Ontology annotation, molecular function: DNA-binding transcription factor activity, RNA polymerase II-specific; RNA polymerase II cis-regulatory region sequence-specific DNA binding; I-SMAD binding. The record is from RefSeq and is a predicted model, not a curated record. Gene Ontology annotation, biological process: cell differentiation; transforming growth factor beta receptor signaling pathway; regulation of transcription by RNA polymerase II.